ACAUUUCUCAUGAGACUUGAUAACAAUGUAGACUCUUUUUAAAUUUGUUUUGUUAAAAAUUGUAACCUUCAAAUUUGCGUUUUUUUCUGCUUAUCGAUUUUCAAGAUAUCCACUGAUACUGAUACCCAUGAGUAUUAAACUCAGUGAACAACUGAAAAGAAGCUAGAUUAUUUUGGUAUCGCUCAGAGUUAUCUUUGACCGCAGUUUAUAAACAGUGUUGAUUGAUUCGUUGAUUGGUAUGGUGGAUCCACAGAUCAAAUGCUGAAUAAAUUUUAGAUCUCUAAUGUGCCUUUAAUCCAUAAUGAUGAAUUCUGAAAAAUAAAUAAAGAAUCUAUAAAAUGCCACAAGAGCCAUCGACCAACCCCUUGAUGAAGCCCCUUGUGGUUUUAGCCCUGCCUGGAAUGUAUCUUUUUUACAAGUAUAAUCAAUAUAAAAGGAAAAAGAAGGAGAAUGCAAGGAGACGACUUACAGAGAAAGAGCUUCAACAUCUCAACAACAAAAUCGAAAAAUUAUUGAACAAACUGGAGGAAAGCGAACCUGAACUAGCAGGAUGCCAAGAAGAAGAGUGUGUCAUAUGCAUCAAUGCGAAAGCCACCAUGGAAACUGUGCCUUGUGGUCACAAGGUAGUGUGUAGAAAGUGCUUCGUCAAGACUAUUCAAAUAGCUGUUUCCCAAAGACUUUUACCUCUCAGAUGUGUCAUUUGCCGAGCGAAAGUGUUGAGACUAAGGACAGGACCGGCUCUGCCCUCGUCGGUGAGCGGGUACUCCGUCAACUCCAGAGCAUCUUCAGUACCUCAAUCCGACAGCCUGUACAGCGUGAGCAGUGGCGGCUCGACCAUUUCUUCCAACUCCAGUGCUUCCGAGUGCGGUCCUGGAAACCAUAUACCAAGGGGUGGUGUGGUAGGAGGAUGUUGCGGUGGAAGAUGCUUGGGGGCAUAUCCGAGGCAACCGGCUACAGGUGCAAUGAGGAGAGGUCAGCAACACCUGAAGAUGCGAAAGCAGGACUAUUGCAGGCCGGACAACCGGUUGCCUCCUAUCAGGGAAUUGCCUGGACAUAGCCCUAGUCAUAAUACGCCUCCUGCUUCCACUAGAUUAAGAUGUGCACAAAAAAUCGUUACACAAUUAGAAUCGGUAUCAAUGCUGGGCAAGAAGAAAUAUCAAAAACUACCGCAAGAUGAAGAAGAGGAGGAAGAAGAAGAAAGCGAGAAAACCCUCCUGCUAGACCGCGACAAAAAAUGGUGGAAAGAUUCAAAGUGGUCAACUGGUGAAGAUAGAAGCGAGGAAAGAUCGGACAAUAAGAAGAACGAGAUCGUAGAAAAGCAAAUGGAGAUGAAGGGAAAGGGAAAAUCUAUUCUGAAAAGCGGCAAGGGAAAGGGGAAACUCCCCCUGGCUGUUGGGGAAAAAGAAGAACAAUUCUGAGACGUCUCAAAAUGAGAAAAUGUAUUCGGCAAUAUCAAAUUAUUGUAGUUCGAGUCCGAAUUUCAAUGAGUCAAACACACCAACUCAACAAUAGACCUAUUCCAAAUGCUAAUAAAAUUCCAAACUUUAAGGGUACCUACCUAAAUAUAUAUAUAUUAGACAGAUUCUAUUGGAACUUGAUGUUCUGUAUUACUGGCAAUAAGUAGUGGCGAAGUUUUUUAGGGGUGAUUCCUGGUCUCAGGAUAAUGUGGAUCUUCCAUAUAAAUUUCUUUUUGAGCAGCUUAGAUAUAUAGCCCCCUAAAGAUGGCACUCAAAAAGCAAUUCUCAAAUUCUGCUCAGAAAUCAGAUAACUGACAGAAAUGAAAUUGAGCUCAAUGACAGCGACAACCACUAUUUUUGUUAAGGAAUCACCACUAAAAUUUUUUCACAACUAUUUAUUUAAACAGUGUAUACCAUCAUCGAGUUCUCGUUGUGUUUUUGUAUAAUUUUAUAUAAUACCCACUUUCAUUCGACUCAUUAUUUGGACUCGAUCCAGUAUGUCAAUUCUGGUCAAUUAUUUCUGAAGCAAAUAAUUUGCAAUAAGGUUUUUAUCCACUUUAUAGUGUUCAAUUAUUUUUUCCAUAAUACUCGAACAAAGUAUUAGAUUUUAGAACUUCAAGAUUUCACUACCUUCAUGAAGUAUCUGUUGAAAAUUUUUUUUAAUUCGAAUUUAAGUGGGGAGGGGUUGUAACGAAG
Coccinella septempunctata (seven-spotted ladybird) is the source of this 2153-nucleotide messenger RNA. RefSeq lists its product as uncharacterized. The transcript has 6 exons. The record is from RefSeq and is a predicted model, not a curated record. Bases 339 to 1418 code for a protein of 359 amino acids. NCBI's taxonomy places the organism in Eukaryota, Metazoa, Arthropoda, Insecta, Coleoptera, Coccinellidae.